AUUCCGCCUACAACUACCUCCGCAACGGAAGCUACACCUACUUCUACUGCAAUUCCGCCUACAACUACCACGACUACAGAAGCUACAACCACUUCUACUGCAAUUCCGCCUACAACUACCACGACUACAGAAGCUACAACCACUUCUACUGCAAUUCCGCCUACAACUACCACGACUACAGAAGCUACAACCACUUCUACUGCAAUUCCGCCUACAACUACCACGACAACAGAAGCUACAACCACUUCUACUGCAAUUUCGCCUACAACUACCACGACAACAGAAGCUACAACCACUUCUACUGCAAUUCCGCCUACAACUACCACGACAACAGAAGCUACAACCACUUCUACUGCAAUUCCGCCUACAACUACCACGACUACAGAAGCUACAACCACUUCUACUGCAAUUCCGCCUACAACUACCACGACUACAGAAGCUACAACCACUUCUACUGCAAUUCCGCCUACAACUACCACGACUACAGAAGCUACAACCACUUCUACUGCAAUUCCGCCUACAACUACCACGACUACAGAAGCUACAACGACCUCUACCUACAACCACUUCUACUGCAAUUCCGCCUACAACUACCACCACAACGGAAGCUACAACCACUUCUACUGCAAUUUCGCCUACAACUACCACGACUACAGAAGCUACAACCACUUCUACUGCAAUUCCGCCUACAACUACCACCACAACAGAAGCUACAACCACUUCUACUGCAAUUCCGCCUACAACUACCACCACAACAGAAGCUACAACCACCUCUACUGCAAUUCCGCCUACAACUACCACGACUACAGAAGCUACAACCACUUCUACUGCAAUUCCGCCUACAACUACCACGACUACAGAAGCUUCAACUACUUCUACUGCAAUUCCGCCUACAACUACCACCACAACCGAAGCUACAACCACUUCUACUGCAAUUCCGCCUUCAACUACCACCACAACGGAAGCUACAACCACUUCUACUGCAAUUUCGCCUACAACAACCACGACAACAAAAGCUUCAACUACUUCUACUGCACUUCCGCCUACAACUACCACAACAACAGACGCUACAACCACUUCUGCUGCAAUUCAGCCUACAACUACCACGACUACAGAAGCUUCAACUACUUCUACUGCAAUUCCUCCUACAACUACCACGACAACAGAAGCUACAACCACUUCCACUGCAAUUCCACCAUCAUAAUAAUUAGGAAUGAAAAAUAUAUUUGCUUGCGUUUCUUAGGGGUGCGGGUGACACAAUGCAAAUAG
Molecule: messenger RNA, 1269 nt
Organism: Drosophila takahashii
Lineage: Eukaryota; Metazoa; Arthropoda; Insecta; Diptera; Drosophilidae
Source: RefSeq, a predicted model, not a curated record